This is a messenger RNA of Cordyceps militaris CM01, 1194 nucleotides long. Its product is annotated as vacuolar ATP synthase subunit C. Gene Ontology annotation, cellular component: vacuolar proton-transporting V-type ATPase, V1 domain. The coding region runs from base 1 to 1194 and encodes 397 amino acids. Gene Ontology annotation, biological process: proton transmembrane transport. Lineage: Eukaryota; Fungi; Ascomycota; Sordariomycetes; Hypocreales; Cordycipitaceae. The transcript is spliced from 5 exons. Gene Ontology annotation, molecular function: proton-transporting ATPase activity, rotational mechanism. The record is from RefSeq and is a predicted model, not a curated record.
AUGUCGGCCAAAUACGCUGUAGUCUCGCUGCCCCUCAGCGCCUUUGACUCGGCCGACCGCGAGGAUGCCCUGUCGUCUCUACGCGCGACCAUCGCCGACAAUGGCAAUGUUGUGCCCUUUAAGAUCCCCGACUUCAAGAUUGGCACCCUCGACGGACUCGUGCAGCAUGCCGACGACUUGGCCAAGCUCGAAGCCAACUGCGAGGCUGUCGUAGCCAAGGUUGCCGAGUCUCUACGCUCCGUGCUCGAUGGCGACCCAGACCGACUAGCUUCCUACAAAAUGGUCAACGAUAAGCCCACCGACCACUAUCUUAGCAACUUUAGCUGGAACAAGGUUCGAUACCGAUCUGACAAGUCUCUGAGUGAGCUCAUUGAUACGCUAUCAAAGGAGUUGGUCACUGUUGACAACGACGUCAAGACCAAGUUCAAUCAAUACAACGCCGUUAAAACAAAUCUUGCUUCCCUGCAGCGGAGACAACAGGGAAAUCUCGCGACUAAAUCCCUGGCCCCCAUUGUCGACCCCUCAUUACUCGUUACCGAUUCCGAAUACCUCGAAACCCACCUGAUCGCCGUGCCCAAGAAUUACAAGAAAGACUUCCUCAAGGAAUAUGAGACACUGGCACCCAUGGUUGUUCCACGAUCCUCUGUCGAGAUUGAUCACGACGACGAAUUUAUCCUGUUUGGCGUUACAACGUUUAAGAAACACAGCGCCGAGUUUCUGCAAAAGUGCCGUGAGCAGAAGUGGACACCCCGCCAGUUCACAUAUGUCGAAGGCGGCCGUGAAGAGGAGCAGCGCGAGCUGGACCGCGUCACAAACGAAGAGCGCAAGGUUUGCGGCGAGGCUCUGCGCAUGGGACGUACCGGCUGGAGCGAAAGUGUCAUGGUUUGGAUACAUGUCUUGACACUGCGAGUCUUCGUUGAGGCAGUCCUCAGAUACGGUUUGCCUUUAGAGUAUCUGUCGGCAUUGGUCAAGGUGAGCAACUGGGUAACGACAACCAAGUACUCAGACAAGGUCAAGGCGGCACUAGACAACAAAUAUGCAUUCCUAGGCGGCAAUGCGUUUGGGCGGGACAAGCGUGGGCGAGUGACAAAGGACGAUGCUGCAUUCAGCUCAGAAAUGGCGGCGGCGGGACUGGCGACAGGCGAAGGCAACGAGUACACGGCGUAUGUCUACUACCAGGUAGAAUUCCCCUAA